Messenger RNA from Tuber melanosporum (Perigord truffle), 4414 nucleotides. RefSeq lists its product as uncharacterized. Gene Ontology annotation, biological process: positive regulation of transcription by RNA polymerase II. Lineage: Eukaryota; Fungi; Ascomycota; Pezizomycetes; Pezizales; Tuberaceae. Bases 1748 to 4414 code for a protein of 888 amino acids. The record is from RefSeq and is a predicted model, not a curated record. Gene Ontology annotation, cellular component: nucleus. The transcript is spliced from 6 exons. Gene Ontology annotation, molecular function: protein binding.
CUUCCGUUCCCCCAUCCCCUAAGCAUACCGGCAUUUCCUCCACCACUACGCCCGGCCAUAUGAUAUCUUGGCCGUCGGUAAUACUUUUCACGUCCCACUUGAACCACUGUUCCGGUAGAACAAGCUCUUUUCACCUUGACAAAGGGCCUUGAGAGCUUGGAUUGUAUUAUCCCAACUUUCUCUCGCAGCGCGCGAGGGAGCUACAAUAGUUGUCCGAUCCUUGAACCCUCUUUUCUGUAUCAUUGAAGGUGAGCCUGACUUUCUUCGCGCUCCCCCCCCUCAGUCAUCUCUCCAUUCUCCCGCACAUCCAUUUUUUUUCUCAUUUUUCAUUUUUCAUUUUUCAUUUUUUUUCCUUCCCAUUUUCGUUUCUUAACAAAUUCGGACUCCUUUCGUUUCUUAUUUCCUUUUCUAUCUCCCUUUCUUCCCCUUUCCGCCAUUUUUUUUUCCCUUUCUUCGUCUGGUCGUGGUUAGUACAGUACUUGGUUGCCUCCCCACCACCUGAUUUAUUUUAUUUUAUUUCUUCUUCCCCUUCGGUGGCUCCCACACCUAGAAAUCAAGAUAUAACCCUAACCCAUACCCACCUUCCACCUUUCAAGACCUCUCACCAGUCCCACUGUUGCAUACUCAACUUGCCAAUUUUUUACCUUCUGCCAAUUUUUCUUGUCCCAUUUUCAUUUCAUUUUUUUACCCUCUCCCAUAUCCCAUAUCUGCGUUGUGCUCCUGUGCCUCACUUACGCCUUACACCCAAAGGAACUUUGCUUGUGCCCUCUGCCUUGCUCUGCUUCGUUGUGUACUUCCUGCUUUCCAUCACCAUCGUUUCCUAUUCCCCACCACCAGCAGAAGCAGGACCCCCUAAUCCCCCCAGUAACCCCCGCCCCCGGUCAUCGCUGUCGAACAUACCGGUAGCAGAACCCGAAUCUUGUACCGUUUCCGACCGGCCUUAUUAUUUUCCUUCACCCUCCUGCUUCUCUACUUAUUCUCCAUAACUUAUUCCUUUUUGGUAGCCGUACUAUUGAGUGAGGGGAGGAAAAAAGAAAGAAAAGGCGUUGUGCGCCCUGCUGUCGAGCCACAUCUAAUAUUGAGACGAGCCACCCGUCGCAGCUUCCUUCACACCGCAACGGGCGCCGUACUUUUUUCACGGUUGCUCCUACCGUACCAUCGCAACCGCCGCCAUCCAUCACCUCCAACCACAAAUCCUAUCACCUUUCCCUUCCUCCUCCCCCUUCUAAUCUUUUGUCAACCACAACCACCGAGGUCACAAUACAUCUUUUAUAAAUAAUCGCGUCGCAUUCACCAGCUUGGUGUGUUGCAACGUCCUUCGCCGUCAGACUUAUUUUUGGCAAAUAAAAAGGGUCUUGCAUACAGUCGCGGGCGGCCCUCGAACUUCCAUCCACUCCCUUUCCCUUUUUAACCCUUUCGCGUCGGAGUCUCUCGCUACAACAUAUUAGAGGUUUAACUUCUGGCUCACCUUCGCUAAAGAAUAAAAAAAUAACAACGGGUCCCAUUCUCUUUCCGUCGUUUGCCGCCUCUUCAUCCCUUCAUUCAAACACCUGUGGCUGAGCUCCUGAACCUUGCUUUACAUCGCACUUGACCUAUUCCUUAUAGUCUCACACUUUCUCUACAGAGGACACGCCAUCGCAAUAAGCAUUACCUAUUUCACUCCUCUGCGGAGCUUGGUGCUUUGAUCCAAUCUCUGCUUUUGCACCAGCGACAACAACAGCCUCGUUCUUGUCCUGUUGGCAUCAGCAUGAGCCAGGCAGAUAGCAAGGUAGGACAGGUAGGGAUGAAUAUUAAUGUUUUGAAUAUGGGGAUGGGCGUUGGAGGUCCUGCGGGUAUAAACAUGAAUGGCGGCCCAGGACCGCGGCCGGUUCCUACAAGUAACGAGAGAUUGUUACUUAAUACCUAUAUCUAUGACUACUUCCUAAAGCACGAUAUGAUAGAGACAGCGCGCUCCCUCAUAAACGAGGCCGAACUCCAGACGUUGCCGAAUGAUGGUAGUCGAAGACCAAGUCCGGCGCGUCGAGCGCAAAAACACGAUCCCGACGGCGGCAUUGUUAACGGUAUAGACGAUAAUGCAAUGGAUACCGGUGAAGGUUCCCAGAGGAAAACCGAGGAUGGAGAAGAUGGGGUAAAGAGAGGUGAUGAUUUACCCCGGCCGAAGGUCCCUUCGGACUGUCCCCACGGUUCUUUUCUGUUUGAUUGGUGGUGUCUGUUUUGGGACAUCUUUGGAGCUCGCAGUGGUGGGGGAAAGAAUACGCAUGCCGCCGCGGUCUACGUGGCCCAGACACAGGCUGCCCAAAGGAUGCGGCAGGACGUGAUUCGUCAAAUGGCCCCCCACCAACAACAGCUGAUGUCUGGGCAAGUUCCCAGCCAAAUGUUGAAUAACGCUGCGUAUUCGGGUCGCAUUAUUCAAGGUGGGAUGAUGGCCAACAAUGGCAUGCACGUGCCGGACAACACUGCUGGUAUGGAUAUGAACCAUAAGAACCAGCUUGUCCGACAGGCCAUGUUGAACAAUAAUAGAAAGACACCCCAACAGAUAAACGCGCUGAAGAACCAGCAGAUGAUACAGCAGGCGAUGCAACGAACUGAGGGCGACGUAAAUGAGAUGAACGGUCAGCAGCCAAGACCGCAAUCCCCGGCCACAGGUCAAAAUGCUAGUUCUCCUGGAACGAAGCGGAUUCGGUUGGACAAUGGUGAAUACCAGCAAGUUGGAAAUGGUCGGGGUGCACCCCAGGGAGUACCUCCGGGCAAUUCUGUCUCGGCCUCCCAAGCCCAUCAGAUGCUCUUGGCAGGUGGCAUCAAUCCUAACCAAUUGACACCGCAGCAGUUCGCGGCCUUUCAAGGUCAAAACCCGAUAACCCAACACAAGUCUAUCCAGUUGUAUGCGCAGAAUCUAGCCGCGCAUACAGGAAGAGCGGUGUCAGCGUUAAAGCAGCAAGGUGGCCCAGCAUCUGCCGGGAUGCCCAGCAUGCCGCCGAACCAGCAGAACCACGGCUCGCCGAUGAUGCCGCAAACGACUGAAGGUGCACCCUUAGGUGUUAGUGACUUUUAUGCGACAACACCUGGAGGCGGUGCGAUGCGAGGUGGUAUGAAUCCGGGGACUGGCAAUCACGCAUUGCACGACUACCAGAUGCAAUUGAUGAUGCUUGAGCAGCAGAAUAAGAAGCGGCUGAUGAUGGCACGUGCUGAGCAGGACAACAUUGCUCACCAUGGUGAUAGCCAGCGCCGAAUGGAGGCUGGAUUUCCCCAGAGCAUGUCGCCAGGGAGCAGAGCUGCUCCUUCACCCCAGCCCCAGGGUGGUCCAAAAAUGGUAGGCACACCUAAGAUGCAGAACCAGGCGGGCCCAGGAUCCCCCCUACCCGAAGGACAAAUCUCGGGACAAGUACCACAACGGAAUUCGCCGGCUGCUAUGGGUGCUUUCAAUAGCCAAAUUCCCCAGGAAGCCCAUCAGAACUUGCUUUACCCACAGAUGAAGGAUUCGAUGGGUAUGAUGAGCAACACACAAAGCGGAGGAGCACCAAAUGGCACUAUGAUGCGCCCCCCCAAUUCGCAUACAGGUUUCAAUGGACAGAUGCCCCCCGGUGAUAUGCCUCAAAUGAGGGCACAACAAGCUGGCCGUGGAGGCCCAUCCCAGAUGGUUGGCCCCGGAUGGCAGACUCAGCAACAACAGCAGAUGCAGAUGCAUCAGGCUGCUCAGCAACAACAGCAGCAGCAGCAGCAGCAGCCGCAACAACCGGGUGGACAACAAUCGGGGCAACCUCCUCAGGUUGGCACUCCGCAACAGGCCAGGCAAAAUUUACCCCACCAAGCAAUGCCACCUCCUUCGGCACCGGCGGGUGCGCCGGGCAACGGCCGCACUCAACCUUCAUCGCCACAAGUUCAAAAUCAACAGCCGGCAACACCAACGCAAUCCCAUAAGUCUGCACCAAAGGCUAAGGGUGGAAGAGAUGCUGGAAAGAAGCAACGGCCUACCAAGAAAAAUGCGGGUGCGGCUGCACAAGCCCCCAACCCGGUUACUCCUUCAUCGGAACCCCAAACGCCGACCACACCGCAGCACCCAAGCUCGUUCGCCCCGGGUGCCGCGCACCCACGCCCCGCAAACUUCGGAGCCGGCGCCCCACAAGGCGGAAACGGUGCAGGACAACCCCAGCAAAAUACACCCAACCCUGCACCUGCAGCGCCACCAGCCCCCAUCGCCGCACAAGACCCAACGACCGCAAACGCGUUCAGCGAUAUGCCUGCUGAUCUCACUCUUGGGUUUGAUGCAUUCCAAGACGGUUCGAACGAUUCACUGCUGGACAAUUUUGAUUUUGAUUCCUUCCUCAACACCGAGGAUAAUCAGGGGAUGGCGGCGUUCGAUGGCCUAUCAGGGCAAUGGAAUGAUGGCGUAGAAGCAGGCACUGGCGAGUCAUGA